Haemonchus placei is the source of this 120-nucleotide messenger RNA. NCBI's taxonomy places the organism in Eukaryota, Metazoa, Nematoda, Chromadorea, Rhabditida, Trichostrongylidae. The record is from the annotation of a GenBank genome assembly.
AUGCUAGAGAAGAGGAUUGACAGCGGCCUUUUAUCUGCAGUUUGUAGCCAGUUGUUGGAGGAAUGUACUCCGAGCAAACUAGUAUUCCUAUCUUCUCAGAUCUUUGGCGGCGCAAACUGU